ACAGAGGCGAACUGCGACUAACAACUAGCGAAGCAUUCAGAGCUUCUGACAGGAUGUAAGAUUUUGAGAAUUUUCUGUGGUCUCGGCUGGCUCAGCCUCAGCGGGGGGAGAAUGGAGAUCAGAGUCGAGUGACACUCUGGAUUUGGACCCAAGCUAUCUCAGCGGCUGCUUCGCUGAAUUAUUGAUCCCUCAGCUUGUGACUGGUUAAAAAUGAGGAAGACAGCGUUGAUGAUUUGGAUCAGCCUUUUGGUGCAAGUGUCCCAUGGUGCCCAGGGUCAUUAUGCCCGCAAACUUCUGAAUGACCUGAUGGAGGACUAUUCCAACGCUCUGAGACCAGUAGAGGACACAGACGCGGCCCUCAACGUCUCCCUGCAGAUCACCCUGUCACAGAUCAAAGAUAUGGAUGAAAGAAACCAGGUGUUGACCACAUACCUGUGGAUCAGGCAGGUCUGGCAUGAUGCUUACCUGAAGUGGGACAAGGAGGACUAUGACAACUUAGAGAUGAUCAACAUCCCCAGUGAUCUGGUUUGGAAGCCAGACAUCGUCCUUUACAACAAAGCUGAUGACGAGGAGUCAGGUCCGUCCAACACCAAUGUGAAGCUGCGGUAUAAUGGAGAGAUCGUCUGGGACUCUCCAGCCAUCACAAAGAGCACAUGUGUGGUGGACGUCGCCUACUUUCCCUUUGACUGGCAGCAAUGCAAUCUCACCUUUGGCUCCUGGACCUACAACGGCAACCAGGUGGACAUCAGUUUGGGCAUGGACAGUGGUGACCUGUCUGACUUUGUGGACAACGUGGAGUGGGAGUGUCACGGCAUGCCGGCUGUUAGAAACGUCAUGAUGUAUGGCUGCUGCUCCGACCCUUACACUGAGAUCACCUACACCCUGCUCCUGAAGCGCCGCUCCUCUUUCUACAUCUUCAACCUGCUCCUGCCCUGCUUCCUCAUCUCAUUCCUGGCCCCGCUGGGCUUCUACCUGCCGGCCGACUCGGGGGAGAAGGUUUCCCUGGGGGUCACAGUGCUGCUGGCACUCACUGUGUUCCAGUUGUUGGUGGCUGAGAGCAUGCCACCAGCAGAGAGCAUGCCCUACAUAGGAAAGUACUACAUCGCCACUAUGACUAUGAUCACAGCCUCGACUUCCCUCACUAUCUUCAUCAUGAACAUUCAUUUCUGCGGCGCUGAGGCCAAACCAGUCCCCCACUGGGCCAAAGUGCUCAUCAUUGACUACAUGUCGAAAAUCUUCUUCGUCUAUGAAGUGGGGGAGAACUGCACAACGCCGGAGAGUGAGAGAACCCCGCUGUACCCAGAAGAACCCAUGAGCGAUAGGGCCUGCUACCAAGAUGACCGUUUCAACGAUGGCUACUACCAUCAUGACAGCGAUCCAUACAAGUACAGCAACGGCCACAGCAUGCAGCAUCACAAUAGGCACCACAAAAGCCAUGCGAAUGGCAGCGCCAACAGCAGGCUCCACCAUUAUAACAACCACAACAACCGUGCUUCCAGGCUGGAGAGGGGUGAGGCAAAGCAAGAGCCCCCACACCGCUACCACCACAUCAGGAGGGAUGAACUGGACAACCAGGCUGCUCCUCAUCCACGAAACCUCCAGCAUCUGAAUGGGGGGCUGAAGGAGCAGAUCCUCUACCCCUCAGAGAAGUAUCAGAUCCCUUCCUGCCCCUGCUGCUGCCCCUGCCUCCAACAUAAACAGGUGGUGAAGAACAUACAGUACAUUGCAAACUGUUUCCGUGAGCAGAGAGCCCAAUGUGUCAAGGCAGCAGAGUGGAAGAAGGUUGCCAAGGUGAUGGAUAGGUUCUUCAUGUGGAUCUUCUUCGUCAUGGUCUUCCUCAUGAGCAUCCUCAUCAUUGCCAAGGCGUCGUGACGGCUUCGCCAUCGUCUUUUUAUCAACAUUAAUCCUCAGAUAAAGCUUGGCCUCAGUGUCACUUAUUUCUAUCUUAAUGCAGCAUCAGACAAAUCAAAACUGUUUUGUCCAAAAGGAAACUAUUUCCUAUGUCAGUAUUGUGUUGUGUGUGUGUGUGUGUGUGUGUGUGUGUGUGUGUGUGUGUGUGUGUGUGUGUGUGUGUGUGUGUGUGUGUGUGUGUGUGUGUGUGUGUAUGUGAGUAGGUUUGUCAGGGUUCAUUGUUGUGUUUUAUUUUGCUUUGACAGAAAGAGGACAAGGUCGCCACACACAGUCAUCCCUUUAAUCACACGCUCACACAGAAACUCGGCGAAGCUGCUUGGUUAGUUAAUGUCAGGUGUGCUUGCAUGUGUCACGGAGCAGUGGAGCGGUAAGACAAUCUAGGCCGUGCCUUGAACAUGCGUGGACUCUCUAUUAUUCAUGAGCUAACAGCCAGACAUCCCGCUAUAGGCUUUACAUUUCUUGCAUUGCGUUUUAAGCAACCAGGUGCUGCGGUUUUCCAGAGUCAGUUACAGGAGAACCAGCAGAAUAACCUUAAAUAUUUACCGAACAACCGUAUGAAUGAUGAAAAAGAGGGAAAACUGAGCAACUAAAUGAUGAAUCAACUGUGCACUUAACUGAUUAUCACUGGUAGAAUGCACAAUGUAAAGAUAUCAAAGCCACUUUAAACUGGUGGAGUGCUUUUUUGUUUCGAUGUUUGAGAUUGGUUUACAGGUUAAGACUUGGAAUGAAAGGGUGAAUGUUUACCUUUCUUAUUUCACAAAGAUGCUCCUUAAAGGGUGGAUGUACCAUACCUACUGACUGAUUUACAUCCUGCUCAUUGGUCCAGUAAAAAU
This is a messenger RNA of Acanthochromis polyacanthus (spiny chromis), 2744 nucleotides long. RefSeq names its product cholinergic receptor, nicotinic, alpha 9a (gene chrna9a). The transcript has 7 exons. Gene Ontology annotation, molecular function: acetylcholine-gated monoatomic cation-selective channel activity; transmembrane signaling receptor activity. Lineage: Eukaryota; Metazoa; Chordata; Actinopteri; Pomacentridae. Gene Ontology annotation, cellular component: postsynaptic membrane; synapse; neuron projection. The coding region runs from base 211 to 1872 and encodes 553 amino acids. Gene Ontology annotation, biological process: nervous system process; signal transduction; chemical synaptic transmission. The record is from RefSeq and is a predicted model, not a curated record.